CAAUACCUGGCAAAGUUGGCAGAACCAACACUACAUCUCCUUUGGGUGCCCUGCAUAUUUUAUUCUCUGAAGCUAGGAGAACACUAUGCCUUUAAGUUCUGCAUGGGACCUAGAAAGAGGAAUGAACCGUCCUGGGGUCACCGUCUGAGAUAAAGGACGUUCACAGGACAUUCCCAGACUACUCAAUGUAAAGACACAAGCUCAUGAACUAAUCUCCCAGACUCCUGAAACACCAAGAUGGAACUACAUCUCUUCUCUCUUCUCCUGGUCAAGUGUCUCCUUCAUCUGAUUUUGUGUGAUAAAGAAAUACCCCGAUCCGCAAACACAUUAAAGUGGGAAGAGAAGGACACCUCCGACAACUUGGUGAGCAAUGUCGCCCACCCCCGACUCCACAGCCCUCUCCGUCUCUUUGUCAAACAGUCGGCUCUUCAAAGACAAGCCCAGCUCUCUUAUUUCGACACCACAGAACACUUCUGGAACUGGCUGUCCAAUGUCACCCACACUCAAGAGUCCUUGGUACGAACUAAACGUCGGCCCAUAGUGAAAACGGGCAAAUUCAAAAAGAUGUUCGGCUGGGGGGAUUUUCAUUCCAAUAUUAAAACUGUCAAGUUGAAUCUUCUCAUCACGGGGAAAAUUGUGGAUCAUGGAAACGGGACAUUCAGCGUUUAUUUCCGCCAUAACUCAACGGGACUUGGGAACGUUUCUGUGAGUCUUGUUCCUCCUUCCAAGGUGGUGGAAUUUGAAACUUCUGCUCAGUCAACCCUGGAGAACAAGGAUUCCAAGUCCUUUAACUGUAGGAUUGAGUACGAGAAAACGGACCGGGCAAAGAAAACUGCUUUGUGCAACUUUGACCCCGCUAAGAUCUGUUACCAAGAACAAACCCAGAGCCACGUCUCCUGGUUGUGCUCAAAGCCCUUCAAGGUCAUUUGCAUUUACAUUGCUUUUUUCAGCGUAGACUAUAAACUAGUGCAAAAAGUUUGCCCUGAUUACAAUUACCACAGUGAGACACCAUAUUUGUCCUCUGGAUGA
Bufo bufo (common toad) is the source of this 1029-nucleotide messenger RNA. It is a transcript of the gene NXPH2, whose product is annotated as neurexophilin 2. The record is from RefSeq and is a predicted model, not a curated record. Lineage: Eukaryota; Metazoa; Chordata; Amphibia; Anura; Bufonidae. Bases 238 to 1029 code for a protein of 263 amino acids. Gene Ontology annotation, molecular function: signaling receptor binding. The transcript has 3 exons.